Exophiala dermatitidis NIH/UT8656 is the source of this 2221-nucleotide messenger RNA. RefSeq lists its product as uncharacterized. The transcript is spliced from 2 exons. Lineage: Eukaryota; Fungi; Ascomycota; Eurotiomycetes; Chaetothyriales; Herpotrichiellaceae. The record is from RefSeq and is a predicted model, not a curated record. Gene Ontology annotation, molecular function: L-glutamate transmembrane transporter activity; L-histidine transmembrane transporter activity; L-arginine transmembrane transporter activity. Bases 268 to 1875 code for a protein of 535 amino acids. Gene Ontology annotation, cellular component: fungal-type vacuole membrane. Gene Ontology annotation, biological process: amino acid transmembrane transport.
GACUGACUGACGGACUCGGACUGCCGCUGAUCGGCCAACAACGUCCAACCUCAACUGCGACAUACAUAUCAUCCUUGCUUCAGAUUGCGUCUUUUCGCAAACGCACCGCUUUCCCUCCCUCUACGACUGAUUUCUUGCUUUCACCCACAUCCAGCGUAGUGCUCAAUCUACUCGCAUGCUUCGUGCAGUCGGCGGCGUGGAAGGAGAUAUGACAAGACAAUAACGUCCACCAACUUGAACCCCGUUUGGCCUUUGCAUGCAUCCAAGAUGGCUUCCAGCUCUUCCUCCAGCAGACCUCAUUCUCGAGCCCGACGGCGCCCUCAUACCCCUACCCGGAACAAGCGUGACCUGACAGGCAUUGUCGGGCAGGCAUCAUGGACCAGCAGCGUUGUCAACCUCCUCAACACGAUUGUCGGAGCCGGAGUGCUCGCGAUGCCACUGGCCAUGUCGCACAUGGGUAUCCUGCUAGGGACAAUCGUUAUACUGUGGGCCGGGGCGACGGCCGGGUUUGGAUUAUAUCUUCAGACGCGCUGCGCGGCAUACUUGGAAAGAGGAUCGGCCAGCUUCUUCGCCCUGUCUCAAAUCACAUAUCCCAACGCAGCGGUGAUAUUUGACGCGGCCAUUGCCAUCAAAUGUUUCGGCGUGGGAGUGAGUUAUCUCAUCAUCAUAGGAGGGCUUAUGCCGGGAGUUGUGCGCGGCUUUGUGGACGAGGAUCGGCUCGCAACGUUCAUGUUGGAUCGACACUUCUGGAUCACGGCGUUCAUGCUCGUUGUCAUCCCGUUCUCUUUCCUCCGUCGACUUGACUCGCUGAAGUACACGUCGGUGAUUGCGCUGAUAUCGAUCGGAUAUCUGGUGAUUCUGGUCGUCUAUCACUUCCUGGCCCACGACACCCUUCCCGAUGGACACUACCAAACCCCUCUGCGCGUCUUCAAGUGGGCUGGAGCGGUUCCUGCACUAUCAUCAUUCCCCGUCAUCGUCUUCGCCUAUACUUGCCAUCAAAACAUGUUUAGCAUCCUCAACGAAAUUGCCAACAAUUCGCACUUUCACACCAGCUCCGUCGUCUUUGCUUCCAACGGGACCGCCGCCACCAUCUACAUCAUGGUCGCAAUCACGGGCUAUUUGUCCUUUGGCAACGAAGUCGGCGGUAACAUCGUCGCACAAUAUGCUCCGUCCGUGUCCACCACCAUUGGCCAAGCCAUGAUCGUGGUGCUGGUCGUCUUCUCGUACCCGUUGCAAGUCCAUCCUUGCCGAGCGAGUGUCGAUGCCGUCCUCAAAUGGAGACCGAGCAACAAGUUGAAGUCUGUUUUGCGGUCUACUUCGGCGACGCCUUCUUCCGUCGACUCCAGUCCGCCUCGUGACACUCCUCUGCUUCAGCCAGGGAGGAAGCAGCGCAACGGUGAAAUGGGUGAGGUCCGCUUCGCCGCCAUCACCACCGUCAUCAUCAUCCUCAGCUACAUUGUCGCCAUGACCGUGUCUAGUCUGGAAGCUGUCUUGGCUUAUGUCGGUUCCACCGGAAGUACCGCCAUUUCCUUUAUUCUCCCCGGCUUGUUCUAUUACAAGAUCUCCUCGCCAGACUCACCUCUCCACCAGCGCCUUCUGAAAGAGGAGGACGACUAUGGAUAUGACGACCAUGAUGACGACGAUGAUGAUGGCCCGGCGGGCAAAUCGGACAAUGGCAGCGACCGCGACCCAGAGGGCCAUGGGCUUCUUGCGAACUCGGGAUUGUUGAGCAUUGGUGCUGUCAGUAUGUUGAGACGGACCAGGACUUUCCGCCGAAAAUUACUCCGCAAGUUGAGUCUUGCAUUGGCGAUUUACGGAGUGGUUGUCAUGAUUGUCUGUCUGAUCACAAACACCUUUUUCAUCGUUGCACAUUGAUUUUUGUUUCUCAUUGGAGUGGAGGUCGGGAAAAAGCGCUAUUAGGUCUAUUCUGUUGAAAGAGAGUCGAGCUUCAGGAGUUGGGUAUUUCUUGUUUGGGUGGAAGUUGGCCCCCAUCAUUACAAGGAGUCUGCUUGGGUAUAAGGGUCUUUACACAUGCUUGUGAGAUUUGUUUCUUGGUUUCAUGUCUCUUAGUGACAUGAACAACUGGAACUCAUGAUGAUACCACCUAUAUACCUAUGUAGGUACCUACUUGAGACGGCCGUAUACUGGUAGUCUGGAGUAGUGGAAUGGAAUGCGAAGUAGUCAAGACUACCUUAUUCUACAUCAAGUCUUUCGGAACACG